AGCAGUUUACGGAGCACUUAAUAUCAUUUAUGACUUAGAUAGUAUGGGAAACAACGUGGGAGUGAAAUUAAAACAAAAUUUACAACUGUCUGGAUUUUACAUGUACUUGUACAUGUAGGUUUUAACUUGGCAAUAAAAACUGACAAUCGUUUAUGUGACUUAGAUGAUAAAAGAACUUUGAUACAGAGUUAAGUGUGUGCUUUUGACUUUGAUAUCAAAACUGUUCAAAACAUUGCAUUCAUUUUUGGAGGUUUCGCUUGUGAGUUUGGAUUAUUUUCCAUCAAUUAGCCAUGGACAUAGAAGGCUUGCGACAGCGCCUGAACGCAGCUGGACAGGGCCAUCUGAUCCAGUUCUGGGAAACCCUCUCUGAUGGGGAGAAACAGUCACUCUACAAUGAACUCAAUCACAUGGACUUCAUGGAGAUCAAUGGGUUCUUUGAGAGUUCCAUGCAGUCCCUGAAGCAUGUCGCGGACAAGUUGGACGACCUGCUUGAGCCCUUGCCGGGAGAUGUGUUUGGAAGCGUGACGCGCACCAGUAGUGACAAACUGGACGAGUACAGAACAAAAGGUCUCACAGCCAUAGCCAACAACAAUGUUGCGGUAUUGCUACUAGCGGGAGGUCAGGGGACUCGAUUGGGGGUCAAUUACCCCAAGGGAAUGUACAAUGUAGGCCUGCCUUCUGGGAAAACACUUUACCAAAUCCAGGCUGAAAGAAUACUCAAGGUGCAAGAGAAUGCCAAGGUUUUGAUGGGCAAAUCUUGUGAAGUGCCAUGGUAUAUAAUGACAAGUGAGCACACCAAAGAACCAACUCGUCAAUUUUUUGCUAACCACAACUUUUUCGGCCUAAAAAAAGAAAACGUGGUGUUGUUUGAGCAGAAUCUCCUCCCAUGCAUUGGGUUUGACGGGAAAAUCUUCCUUGACAGUCCUGGCAAGGUCGCCUUAGCACCAGAUGGUAACGGUGGCCUGUACAGAGCACUACGAAAGAGCCACAUUCUCAAGGACAUGGAGCAGCGAGGCAUACAGUAUGUGCAUGUGUAUUGCGUGGACAAUAUCCUUGUGAAAAUGGCCGACCCAGUCUUCCUGGGCUUCUGUAUGGACAAGGGUGCUGACUGUGGUGCAAAGGUAGUAGAGAAGGCAUUACCUACGGAGGCUGUUGGUGUGGUGUGCAAGGUGGAGGGAAAGUACCAGGUGGUGGAGUACAGCGAGAUCACAUUACGUACCGCAGAGAAACGAAACCAGGAUGGGAGACUCACAUUCAACGCAGGCAAUAUCUGCAACCAUUUCUUCACCCUUGACUUCCUGAAUCUAGUCACUGAUCCACAACAGGAGUCUGAGCUAAAACACCAUGUUGCUAAGAAGAAGAUUCCAUAUGUAGACAGUGCUGGCAAGCUGAUCAAACCUGCAGAACCCAAUGGCAUCAAAAUGGAGAAAUUUGUGUUUGAUGUCUUCCACUUUACCACUGACAGGUCAUUUGCGGUCUGGGAAGUCCUGCGUGAGGAAGAGUUCUCUCCCUUGAAAAAUGCUGACAGCGCUCCGAAAGAUACCCCUACCACGUGUCGCAACGACCUUUUUGGUCUGCACAGACGAUGGGUGGACAAAGCAGGCGCCAAGUUUACUCACAAAGAUGGGUCAGUCAUUCCAGCUAUUACUAGCUCCGCAAACUGUGCUGGGGGAACCGGGGACAGCAAGCAGACCUCUGAAGAAUUCAAUGAGGUUGUCUGCGAAGUUUCACCGCUGGUCUCGUAUGAAGGGGAGGACCUGGAGGCAGUGGUUUGUGGUCAAAAGUUCCUAUCCCCAGUUAGGCUGGAGAGAGGGGGAGAUGGUGAUGUGGUCAUUUUGCAAGGAAGCAGCUGAUUUGUUGAGACAUUUUUUACACGGCAGCUCAUUAGUGAAGAUUUAAUUUAGUGUUUUUAAAGUGAUUUUUUCUGUUUUUGAACGGUUUGAUGCACACACAAUUUAGAUAGUGGUUAAAUAAUUUUUUGAAAUAUUGCUUUAUAUUUUAAUGUCCGAAGGUUCAUUUGAUGAAUUAUUACUUGUUAAACAGUUUAUUGUUAUUGUAUAAUAAUGUAUUUAUAUAAGUUAGGUUUGUGAUAGUGAAGAUGUUUUUGUCUUUUUGUAAAAGUUCCAUUUUCCAAACUUGGAACAAUUUAUGUAUUUUAUUUCUUUGUUAGAGAACAGUCAUUUUAUCAAUGUGUCACAAUUUCAUUUGCAAGCAUUUUAUCAUCUAUCUCUUAAUGAAGCCUUUUAAGAACGACUUUCAAUUGUGCAUAUUUAUGCCCCCCUUCGAAGAAGAGGGGGUAUAUUGCUUUGCACAUGUCGGUCUGUCGGUAUGUCGGUCAGUCCACCAGGUGGUUUCCGGAUGAUAACUCAAGAACGCUUGGGGCUAGGAUCAUGAAACUUCAUAGGUACAUUGAUCAUGACUCACAGAUGACCCCUAUUGAUUUUGAGGUCACUAGGUCAAAGGUCAAGGUGACCCAAAAUAGUAAAAUGGUUUCCGGAUGAUAACUCAAGAACGCUUAGGCCUAGGAUCAUGAAACUUGAUAGGUAGAUUGAUCAUGACUUGCAGUUGACCCCUAAGGAUUUUUAGGUCACUAGGUCAAAGGUCACAGUGAUCCAAAAUAGUAAAAUGGUUUUUGGAUGAUAACUCAAGAACGCUAAAUUAUGCCUAGGAUCAUGAAACUUCGUAGGUAGAUUGAUAAUGGCUGGCAGAUGACCCCUAUUGAUUUUCAGGUCACUAGGUCAAAGGUCAAGGUCACGGUGACCCGAAAUAGUAAAAUGGUUUCCGGAUGAUAACUCAAGAACGCUUAUGCCUAGGAUCAUGAAACUUCAUAUGUACAUUGAUCAUGACUCGCAGAUGACCCCUAUUGAUUUUCAGGUCACUAGGUCAAAGGUCAAGGUCACGGUGGCCCGAAAUAGUAAAAUGGUUUCCGGAUGAUAACUCAAGAACGCUUAUGGCUAGGAUCAUGAAACUUCAUAGGUACAUUGAUCAUGACUGGCAGAUGAUCCCUAUUGAUUUUCAGGUCUUUAGGUCAAAGGUCAAGGUCACAGUGACAAAAAAACAUAUUCACACAAUGGCUGUCACUACAACGGAGAGCCCAUAUGGGGGGCAUGCAUGUUUUACAAACAGCCCUUGUUCUUUUGGAAAAUCUCUUCAACAUUUGUUUAUACAUUUUAUAUUUGCUUUUAAAUGUUUUAAUCUUAAUUUAUUUUCCAUUAGAACCUGUAAAACCUCCAUGCUCACAAUCAAACAGCCCAUUAGUCUGUCUAUACUUAGAUAACAAGUAUUGAAACCCAUUUUGUAUUGCUCAGUUAUCAAUCCCUAUGUGAUGAAACUUUGAUAAUCAGUUAAUAGCAGACUAAUUAUAUAAUUGGAAACUAUUACUUUUGCUGAGGUCAACCAGAGAUCUUGACCAUGAAAGUAGUUUAAAGACAAAGAACAUUAUACACUACUUGAUACUCAACGAAAAAAUAGGUCCUGAUCCCAACUGCACCAAUGCUGACUACAGCUCUAAUUAAGAAAAGACUGAACAUAUCAAGUUAGACUUAAAACAAUGUUUGCAUUAUUGUCAGUUGUUGGCCUGUCAUUCCAAACUGUUGUUUAGUGGCCAACAUGGUAGAUCAACAAAGGUACUUGAAAAAAAAACUAUGAAUAAAACACUAUAACUUAAUAUAAGGUUAAGAAACUUGUCAUAAAUAUCAUUCUUAAAAAAUAGAACUUAAUAUUAUAUUUAAAAAAACAAAAAUAGAUUGUGUUCUUAUGAAGUGGGUAGGACAAAAUCUAUAAUAAACACAUUUUCAGCAAAAAAUUAUUAUGUUGGGAUUGCAUGAAACCAUGGGGUAGAACAUCAAAUACCAUACAUGUUGUUUUUGCCUUUUUAUGGAUUGUUCUUAGGUAGUGAAGAUUUUAUGGGACACAAUCAUGUAUUAGAAGGAUGGGAGUGGGAGGGGGCGGGCAAGUUUGUCUGUAGGUAUUUUAGCUUGUAGCAAUAUUCAAACCGGUGUUAGCUGUGUAUUUAUAGUGAAUCUUUAGGGUGGUAGUCCUUUACCAAGUUAUAACAGCUGUGCUGUGGGUAUUUUUAUUGCGAGUACAUGGAGACUGUUUAAUUUAUAUAGCGUCGCUGUCGUUCUCAAACCUCGUAGCUCCAAAAUUUUCAAAAUAUUAUUUUUCGUCUUUUCCGAAUAUAUUAAGUCUGGCGCGUGUUUUGUGCUAUAUCUCGUAGCUCUACGCCAAUCAGAGCCCUUGAAAAAGCCACGUGACGAAAUGUUGUAGAACGAUUGUUGGCUUUUUUCCCAGCGAAAAGUCAUAGCGACGCCAUUUCACCUAUAGGUACGUCGUUUCGUUUGGACAAAUUUGACAAAAACGUUUUUAUAAUUUUUUUUAAUUUGCAACUACAACAUGUACGAGGUUUCCUAUCAGGACGAAUUGUCAUACCUCAUAAAAAUGACAAAACUGUGGUGACAAAAUAUUGUAGCUACCAUGUCUGACUGUCAGUAUGACUUAUCAGUAUGACUUACGCGUCUACGGCUUAUACCGUAUUUUGCAGCUUCAUUUGUUUGGUAUUUUUACAGAAUUUCAAUUUCUUAAACAUUGUUUUAAAAAAAUGAGACAGUUUUUUAUCUCUCCUGAAAAGUUGGCAUUUUGUAGCUACGAGGUUGAGAACGACAGCGACGAUAGUUUAUUUAUUGUAAAAAUGUAACAUUUUUAUGUUGUAUAAUAUGUUUUUGUGUAUGCUUAAAUUGCAAUUUAUUUAUUUUGCGUAGCUGUUUAACCCAGAUUUUCAACUUUUUUCUACCUUUGCAGCCAAUAAAAUGUUUUAGAUGAAA
Dreissena polymorpha is the source of this 4823-nucleotide messenger RNA. RefSeq names its product UDP-N-acetylhexosamine pyrophosphorylase-like. The transcript has 11 exons. The record is from RefSeq and is a predicted model, not a curated record. The coding region runs from base 291 to 1853 and encodes 520 amino acids. Gene Ontology annotation, biological process: UDP-N-acetylglucosamine biosynthetic process. Lineage: Eukaryota; Metazoa; Mollusca; Bivalvia; Myida; Dreissenidae. Gene Ontology annotation, molecular function: UDP-N-acetylglucosamine diphosphorylase activity.